AUGAAAGUAUUCAGUAUCUAUCUUGUGCUGUUGAUCGCGGUGGUCUAUGGGGCGGAUGUGAGAGAAGCUCUCCAUACCGCCACCGCUAUCCCCGAUAACCUUACCGUGGUACCCCAAAACAACUACAAUGGCUGGGUCAACCCAGAAGACCUGGCUCCUAUGCCACAGUGCAUCGCUCAGCAAGAUCAGUCCGCCUGGCUGAGUGCGAUGACGAAGUGCACUAGCAAGCGAUGCACCUCCCACUUUACAUUUAUCUGCACCCACCACCAAUGGCUGACUGAUCUCAGCUGCCUGAGUGUUGAAUUCUCCUCCGACGUUAUCAAACGCUAUCUCCCAUACUGUGCUAGAUCAAUCCUCGCCAAAGAGCAGCUGUAUCAAUGGACCCAUAAGAUAACCGGUCGAACGUGGCUUGUUGAUGUUGGCGACACGAUCGACCUGGAAGGUCUCUCCCCAGCCUCUCUAGCAGCAGGCUAUGCAGCUGUAGAAGAGACCUUCCAUGCACCAACGUGCCUGACCGGCUCGGUCUCUGCCGUGUCACAGGAACCGUUUCAACACGUCAUGGCCUCUUGUGGGUUCACGAGUAUCACUCAACAUACCGGAAAUGCCGAUCGUCCUUGGGAAUAUAGCGAGUCCCUACAUUCAAUGAUUCCUCUGGAUUCUCAAACAGUUGGUUACGAUCUCAUUCCCCGUGGCAUGAUCCAUAGCCUAUUUCACCGUGGUAUCAAAGAUGGCGACUACUUUGACAAAGAUUGCUUCUGCAGCAAUUUCAAAAUCAAUUUCAACAAUGAACCUUGCUCAGGGCCAGGAGAGCUGGACUUCACGAAAGAACGUCUCUGGAUUAACGCUAUAUGUGGACCGAGCCUUUUACCCGAGAACUGGACGGACUCGCUCAAAACCACAGGGUUCGAGUACAUUCCCAUUGACAAUUGGCACUGGCCCAAGUGUGUGGCGGAUAUGUCAAAACAGGUGCUUCAGCGUACUGACCAGUGUGCAACUGAUGCUUGUGAUGUUGACUCAGAUGGAUAUUGUAAAGUUAGGCGUGCAGUUGACAGGGCUUGUGUCUGUCGCCACAUCAGCUACGAUUCAUGUGGAGGUUCGUGCCAUGUAUUCGAGACCCGAAUAGACUAUGUCAAGUGGCUCCACGGUCUCUGUGGCGAUGUGCAGGACUGGCGCGGUCUGCCUAAUAACUGGAGUCAGUUAGCUGCCCCUACCCCUGUCGAGAUGAUUCCAUGGGGUUGGACUCUCAGCCCAUUCUUCAAUUCAAACCCUACCAAUGGGACUCGUUCGGGAUACCAGAAGACGGCAGAAACAUGUCCCACGAAUGAUUGGAAGCUUGGAAGCUUUGCUCUAGUCAACAUAGCCAUCUUCCUUGCAGUCCUUGUGAGCCAGAGAAUACGCGCAUAUCAAACCAUAGGUGGCUGUCGAAAGGACCCCAACCCCUCGGACUGGCUUUUCAAAGGGGCUUCAAUCGCUACUCUCCAACUCCUUGCAAAUUGCAUCAACGCUUUGAUUGUUCAACACACCCCUGGCUAUGAAGGCGUCCUCGUUAUCCAACUGGUACUUCUCUGGUGCUCCAUGCCUCGAACCACAUGGCUGAUCAUGUUGUUACUUGGUCUACAACCCUUCGGAGCGAUCGACCUCUCCGCGACAGCGUCUGUGCUUCUUGGGGAAAUGAUCCUCCAGUGCCUAUCGUUUUAUUACAUGAUCAUAACCGUCAAUUAUGGACGAGGACACAACUUCUAUCUUGGAGCUAUAGGAGACGUGGAAAGAGGUGGACCAGCAAAGGCCAUGUAUGCCGGAGCACUCUUAUGGCUUAUGCUCUUUAUCCUGGUGCUCGUUCAAUCAAUGCGGGCCAAGCGUAAGAUCAACAAGUUGACUGGAUCGACAACUGUGGAAGAGGUAACAUCCGCGUGGAACGAAAAUCGCAUAAAUUCAAAAGACGGAAUAGCACAAUCCUCGAAAGACAAUGCGGGCACGGAAAAGACACCCCUGACGAGAACCGAGAGACAUUCUACAGCGUACGGCACUUUCUCUGAUCCCGGCCAGCAGCACUGGGUUUCUCAAAACGCAUUCGUGGAGCUGUGUGUGGCCACAGCCAUGGGGAUGCUAUUUCUCUGGGUCGCGCAGUGGCUGUUUUGGGGCGGGUUUGUUGGUCUUAGUUUGGAAGAGUAUGUUCUCGUGCACUUAUUCCGUGGAUAUUGCUAA
Molecule: messenger RNA, 2205 nt
Organism: Aspergillus steynii IBT 23096
Lineage: Eukaryota; Fungi; Ascomycota; Eurotiomycetes; Eurotiales; Aspergillaceae
Exons: 2
Coding region: 1-2205 (734 amino acids)
Source: RefSeq, a predicted model, not a curated record